This is a messenger RNA of Wyeomyia smithii (pitcher-plant mosquito), 6288 nucleotides long. RefSeq lists its product as uncharacterized. The record is from RefSeq and is a predicted model, not a curated record. Gene Ontology annotation, biological process: positive regulation of apoptotic process; protein phosphorylation; intracellular signal transduction. The transcript is spliced from 5 exons. Gene Ontology annotation, molecular function: protein serine/threonine kinase activity; ATP binding. Lineage: Eukaryota; Metazoa; Arthropoda; Insecta; Diptera; Culicidae. The coding region runs from base 707 to 5941 and encodes 1744 amino acids. Gene Ontology annotation, cellular component: nucleus.
CAGCUGACCGGGUUGGACGUUUUUUCGUGCAUAGUAGGCAGCAUCGCCAAGCAAGCACACGUGCUUUACCAGCGGAGUAUCAUCGGUACCGCUGCCAAUAAAUCGAAGAGCACCCCCGAAACAAUGCGCUUCGCGCUAACAAUUGAAUGCCGAAUAGCUGCGAAGUGUGUUAGUGCUUUUGUGCUCUGGAAGUGUUGAUAACAGUUUGGUCACCUAAUUAACAAGGCAGCUGAAUUCGACUAAUUUUCACUUAACACUCCCAAAGUGAUGAUAUUUAUUACUGUCGCUGACAGCGGGAUAGUUAAUUCGUGGUGUGAGUUACUCGGAUAAUCAUUAAAAUGUAUACAAAAUGAAGAAAACGUGAUUGUGCAUUGUUUUUUUUUCGGGGUGAAGUGAAAUAUAAUGUUUAUCUCCGAUGUUUUCGGAUAUUCUUCAACCUAUAAGUUGAUUAUAACCUAAGCAAAUGGCACAAUUAUGCGACGGAUGUAUGCGAGCUGGUGGAGUUGGUUUUAAGAUUUUUACGGUGAUUGGUUUAUUGUUUCGAAUCUCAAAUUAGAUGAUUGCUAAAAUUGUCCGAACCGGUGCAGUGGGCAUUAACAACAAGUGAACAAUCGCGAGCUGAAUUUGCCAUACGUGGAUCGUGUUUUUUCUUCUUCGUUUGUUUAAUCGGCAUCUUGGAAUCGAAGCGCCAUACCGGAUUAUAAUUAUGGGGCUAUUUGGAUGGAUCAAAAAGGACUCAAACUUCCACCGACGACGCGAAAGUGCGCCCCCGGUUAGUAAAAACAUAACGUUUAACGGAGCCAGUGCUACUCGCGACGACGGGUACCUCGAGAAGCUACACAAAUUCAAUGAAUGGCGCGCAAGGCAGCGGCUCGAACGAAUCAGUGAAGGCUGCACGCUGUCCUCGCCAGAUCGCAGAAUUCCUAGUGUCAUUGAGGAGGAAAAAGUUACAGACGGCGGCGAAAUUAGUGAUUUCAGUUCCGACGUGGAAUUGACUAGCGAUGAGCGCAAAGUGUUGAAUAAAAAGCUGGAUAUACCGAAGAGCCCAAGAUAUACUAGACAUCGGCAAGAGGUUGGUGUUCCCAAAAAACCCAAACGAUCGGUUGAGUUCUACAGGAACAUCAACAGAAUACCAGAAAAUGGUGAAAGCAGCCUGAACAACGAGAAAAACAACAACAGCGCCGAAAGAUAUUCGCUGCCAGCUGUUAUGCCGUCCGGAGUUCCCAGCAGGAUCAAGAUAAAUCAUUCCAAACCUUUCAACAACACAAUUUACGAGAACGAGUGCGAAGAAUUCGAGCAGAUGCACGUCCAUGACAGCCUUGGAGAAACCUGCACCGUCCAAAGUCCACCCAGUAAGUUCUUCAAAGAGAACUGCAGCCCCUACUCUAACACUAGCAUCGCCUGCACCACUAAGACGACGAUCGUAGACAGCACACCAAAGAAGGAAGUAAACCUUCUGCAAAAAGCCGCCCGCUCCCGUCGAUACAAAGAAAAACCAGCACCUCCACCACCCAUAAUGCAGCAAGCCGAACCAACGCAGCAAAAGAAGCACAAUCGUACCUUCGAAAGUGGCUCGGAUUCGCCCUUCACGGGCUCCUAUCGGAAGUACGACAUCAACUCAUCUUCCAUCUACGACGAGCACGUUAUUUCGUCCCGUGCCUAUCGAGGAGAAAUGAAACCCCAAAACUACAGCCUCAGAAGCCCCACCACCAAAGAAAAACGUAAAUCACCGUCCUAUCAAACGGUGAUCAACAAACAUGGAGACCUGGUAGAUUAUGCGCUGCCCUUCAGUGACACAACCGACACUCAUUCGGAGCUGAAUUCCACUAAACAUGAUGAACUGAUCAAUGACACCAUUGCGUGCAAUAUCGUCAACGAAAACUUCCAAUUUUUGAACAGUGACAUUCAUCCUUCCACGGUUAUAAUUGACGACAGUACGAGCAUGAUCACGGAACCGAUCAGUGUGCUCAAAGAACGUGCCCCGAAGAUUGUUACCGACCUGGACCGAUCCAAUCAGAGUACGAUCAAAGGUGAAACGGUUCAGCUGGACGAAGUUGAUCUGGUGAUUCACGAACCGCAGGAUAUUCUACUGGAGCUGGACUCGCUGGAGCGAUGGAGCAAAAGCAUUCAGAUAUCGGACGACUUUUUGCAGAACCAAUUCGCGGAGAAAAAUUUGGUGGAGUAUUUCCAGCGUGCUUCAAGCCAAUUUUUAAUUUGCUGGCCCAAAGAAGUACACUAUCGGGUUGGAGCGUUGCGAAGCGCCUUUGUUGCACCGUUGGAAUUCUCCUGUGGGCUCUUUCGGAAAGUGCCUGUCACGUUGCGGAAGUACUCACUGAAUGUGGAACGUAAUCUUUACUUUGCGGAACAAGCCUGUAAGAGGGAUUUUGAACUUCUUAGUCAGAUCAAGCACCAUGGAAUCGCUUCCCUAAUGGCGGUCUGUCACGAUGUCGGGUUAAAUCAGGCAACCCUAAUCUUAGAACCGUUUGAUUUUACUCUGUUUGAUUACAUGCAUAAGAUGAACAAACGUUUAUCUCUCCUGCAUGCUAUUACCGUUGUCCAGCAGAUUUCGCUGGCAGUUUCGUAUCUCCAGGAGUGCGGUUACAUCCAUUCGAACAUCUCCAGCGGUUGCAUCCUAAUGCGCAAAUAUCCGUACACUGUCAAAUUAACUUCCUUCGAGCUGACGACAGAGAUGUCGGAUUCGAUUCGGAAGGAAAUCGAAGAGCGGUACGGUAGUACAUCGUCUUCUCGCAACUCCAUGACCUCUUCGCAGCAGGAAGAGCUGAAAAAGAUCACCACUUAUUCACGUUUGAUAAAAAAUGACGAACAAUUCUUGCGCGAUAAAUAUCGCAAACGGUCCAAGGAAGUAUCCGAGAGCCGUAAAAGACCGACCGGAGGUCUAGCGGAGGAGAACGGUGCGUAUGAUCGUCAGGCUGGACGUUACUUACCCUACUGUAAGGAGUACAGGGAGAAGUUUUCCCUUUUCUACUACGUCGCUCCGGAGUUGCUAAUCCCAAAGUGUAACUUUGUCUUCCCCUCCAAAAGCACCGAUGUGUAUUCACUUACGCUUCUGCUGUGGGAGAUCCUGAAUGGUUACAUCCCAUUUGUGGUGUACAGUCGGCAGGAAUUAGAGAAGCUUCACGGUUCAACCAGUUUGCAUUUACCAAAGUUUGAGAAAGAGCGAUGCGAUUUCUUCCGACAGAUUUUCGACAAAGGUUUGACAAAUCUCAGCGGCCGGAAACUGAGUGUGGCCGAUAUUCUAGAUACCAUGGAAUGUCUACUGAUCGAGCAAGGACAGGACAAGGCCGAACGAGUGAAUGGUUUUGCCGAAGACUACGAAGAGCAGUCCAAUACGCUGGAAAUUAGAAAAAAGAACGAAAUAAAUGACAUUCGAAAGCAAAACGCUUCAGAGAAGACGGAGAAAACUUACUUUCAAACUACUACCGCAAAUGCGGAACUUAUAACUCCCAAGCGCUCGAAGCAGCAACCCAAGAAACCAGCUCGUAAGAUAAACAAGACGUCAGUACAGAAAGAGCAGCAGGAAAAUGAACCGAAGAACAAGAAAUCACCUUUUGGCUCGAGCUUGGCCAUCUACCAAUCCAUAUUCGACUUUAACAACAAAUUUCUAUCGCCGCGUUCAUCGAAACAGAUCAUCUACGAAAGAACGAGUACAGUUAAAAAGCACAAAAAGUCCUCACGGGCAAACCAACACGCUGCCAAGGAACUGUUUGAACCAACUAAAAUAGGUGAAGGAGAUUUCGGAAGCUUCUACCAAUUGAGCAGUGAAGAAUGUAAAAGUAAUCUUGCAAAUAACAAUCCGAAUGUGUUAUCCAAAGCUUCUCUGAAAACCAGAGAGAUUUAUGAUAAGGAGAGUCCCGCUAAGAUCAAUCUGAACAGUGAGAAGUCCAAAUUUCUGCGAGAAAUAAUUAUGGACCAGGAGCCAGACUGCGAUCGCAGUAAUCAAAUCCAACAAAUGGACACUUCGAAAUCGUGUGACAGCUCCCCCGGCACCAAGCGCAAAAGUUACUCAUCAAAGCUCUCAAACUCAUUAUCCUUCAACUUCACCCUACCUGACACUCCCAUUGCUAGAAAGAACAAGAUUCGAAAGCACGCCUGGCUUUCCGAUCAGAAGUUGGUGAUUUCGGAUGAAAACACCUCUACGCCAGUCACGCCCCGGGGGCGCAGAUCUUGUUCGUUGUUCAAUGAUCUUGGUUCACAAACAAACCGCGACGGUCGAUCCCAAGGGGAACUCUACACCCAGCAGAAUCUGAAUAUUUCCUCCUCAAUGCAGGAAAUUAAACCCAAGAAAAUUAACAUCAGUGUAAACAUCAUUCGAACACCGGACAUGGGAGAAAAACUGAAAGCACACAGCCAGGAGUUCAACAAAACGACAGCUGCAAUCGUGGACAUAGGCAUCGAAGAACCGGCAGCUCCCGAGCCCACCCAAAAAGCCGAAUCCGCAGAGAACGUGUUCGAAGAGACACUCUGGAAAAAAGAGAAACAAAUUUGCGAACGUACAAAGCUCCACCAUUCGGCCGAUAAUAUCGACGAACCGGAUUCGGAGCACGUAGCUUCGGUUCGCGAAAUGGUACGUAAGAUCGAAACCACAUUCGAAAACACUGGCUUCGACUACAGCCCAAACAGGAAACAGGAAAGUUCCAAAAAACAACCGCCCGAAGAUAGGCAAUGUUGCGAGGAGUCGGUUGUUGUGGCGGAAAAUUUACUCAUUCCAACAAAAGUUCUGGAACUUGAGAAAACAAUCGAACAGGAUCCGGUGGAAAACGAACCAAAGCGAGCGGUAACUCGGCUAGAUGUUGUACUCACUAACAAUACACUCAAGAAAAAGGAACAACUACUGCAGCAACAAAAUUCACCAGCUUUUCCCGAAUCAGCGGUAUUCAGUCCAAACUCGCAGCUCUUUUUGCGUCGUAAAGGUAGUAAUGCCUCCGGAAGCCUCAUUCAACGCACGGUCUACCGCGAAAGCAUUCUCUCCAGUGCGGAUCUACCGGGGCUGGACAAUGUGAGCCCUUCUCAGGGCUCCACGGGCUCUCCAUUGCCACCGGGAAGUACUCGCAAGAAAAAACUAACAACUAGGGUAACGGUAAACAUGCGAAAAAUCUCUCGCCGUGCGUCGGACAUCGGAACCAGUCCGGCCACUUCGCGACCCAGUUCAAUCAAUCUAGAUGACGACACUCCAUCGUCUGGUUACAUCACACCAGCGAACGGUUCGGUACCGGUUCGGCAUUCGUGUGGCAACGAUCUGCUCAAAGUGUUGGCUAAAUUGCGCCCUAUACAACAAGCCAACGCGGAAGGGGACAGUUCCAGUUCCGCAAAUCAAGACGAUCGUCGACUAGUUCGUACCCCAGUGAAGGCACCUUUAGGUGCCGGCCGAACUGAAAAGCUGGUUUGCUGCAAUUGCGGGACCGCGAACAUGGUGCCUGCUGAUAGCCCUAAUGUACCACCCGGAAGCCGCAUCGGAAUGUCAGCCGCAUUCAGUGAGUUGAACUUUCCACGUGAAAGCCUGGCUUCCAUGUUUGACGAAAACCUUGGAUUUGUACCACCCGGAACCCCAUCAUCACGGCAAGCUCUCUCGGCAACACCCAUUGCAAAAUCAACAGAGGAUCUGUACAUCGACGAUGACUUCUACCAGGGGCUUGACCUGGCCGCCAACAUGGAGCUGGUGGAGUUCGUCGACGAUGGGCACUACCUGGACGAGUACGGGUAUGAUAUUUACACGACGGAAGAGAUUUACGAUACGGGCUGCGAGGGGAAAUGCGACGGACAAAGCGGGCAACCUGCCGAAGGUUGCGAAGAGGAGGAACAAUUUUUAACCAAAUGUGCCGAUCUAAAUCCAUCCUGCUCGGACGUUAUCGGAUCGGUGUUUUCACCGGGGGGUUCCGAAAGGCAGUUUGACGACGACGUCCAACAGGACCAAAAUGAGUGAAAUUUUACGUGAUGAUUAAGGGAUAGACACUUUUUCGAUGUUUUUUUCUCCAAAUAUUUCUACAAUGUUAUAAGGAUGUAUUUUCGAAGCAGAAUUUAUUCCACUAGAUUAAACUAUCUAUAUUGUUGAAGUUAUAUGAGCAAUCGAAUAACAUGAAUAGUAUUUAUUGAGGUGCAACAGUAUUUGGAUACGUUCGGCCACACGGAAGCUGAAGAUACAAUCUAAACAAAGGAUUUAGUGAUACAUAUAUUAUAUAAACACACUUACUAGACAGCGUCACAAGAUGUCCCUUAUCAAAUACCAAAUAGUUGAGCGAUAUUCUACGUAUUUAUUACAAAAUAAAUGAA